Molecule: messenger RNA, 405 nt
Organism: Plasmopara halstedii
Lineage: Eukaryota; Oomycota; Peronosporomycetes; Peronosporales; Peronosporaceae
Exons: 1
Coding region: 1-405 (134 amino acids)
Source: RefSeq, a predicted model, not a curated record
AUGCCCGACGCAAGUCAACUAUCAUCAUUGCCACUACGCGAUCCCUUUACAUUUCAAUUUUUUGGAGCUUCUCCAUUGUUUGAUGUUCGUGAGUCAGCUGGUUCAGCUCUUGGUUGUCUGGUGGCGCUCGACACUCGUGUUAAAACUGCAGCUGCCGCAUACGAAAUGGAAGUUAUGCUUGAGAGUCUGGCAGAGCAUGUUAUGGAUCUCUUAGCACAGGAUGAGAAUAUCUUGCGUAUUUACGCAUCAGGAGAUUUUAAAUUUUUUGCGGCUUCAAGUGAGACCUUCGCUGCUUCCAGGAGCGAAUCAUCAACUUGUCUGCAUCCAUCCCAAUCGAGCUACUUUGCGUUGCGUAACGAGUUUGAUAUUCGAAAAGCUAGCAUCAAAACAAAUGUAGCAGCUUAA